Messenger RNA from Glycine soja, 993 nucleotides. RefSeq lists its product as uncharacterized. NCBI's taxonomy places the organism in Eukaryota, Viridiplantae, Streptophyta, Magnoliopsida, Fabales, Fabaceae. The coding region runs from base 138 to 857 and encodes 239 amino acids. The record is from RefSeq and is a predicted model, not a curated record. The transcript has a single exon.
ACGUAGCAAUGAACCUUUCCAUAUGUCAAAUUCACCACCAAUGCUAAACCCGUAAUUCUCCCCCAAACCCCAUGCACCUAUAAAACCAUGAACAACGAGUGAACGAAACGGCGAACAGAACAACAGCAACGUUAACAAUGGGUUCUCGGUACGAAGUGGAAGUGAAGCCCUUAUCAGCACGCGCGCUCAAGAACGUGAACUGGCGCCACGGCCCCAACCUCCCCUACGUCGUCGUUUGGGCCGACCGAAGCUACUUACUCUCCACGUCCGUGGACGAGAACGGCAACACCGACGCGAAUUGGAAUGAAACGCUCACAAUUCCGUUGCCGGCUAAGCCCCUCGAGGAUCAAAAUUUGUUCAUCCACGUGGUCCACGCCGGCUCGGGGGAGGACACCAAGUCGCUGAUCGGCAAGGCUUGGCUCCGGCUGGUGGAUAUUGUCAACGACUUCGGAAUCGGUGAGCGCGUGAGAUGCACGCUCUCGCUGAAGCGUCCCUCGGGGAGGCCGCAAGGGAAGGCUGAGGUUAGCGUGACCAUCAGGGAGUCGAGCUAUGGUGCGCAGGGUGGGUACAACGCACCUCCCAACGGGGCACCACCACAAAAGGCGAAUUGUUACGCUACGCCAAGUGGGUAUCCUUAUAAUGCGACGGCGAAGGGAUGGGCUACGCUCGCUGCGGUUUUUGGUGGAAUAUCUGUGGAAGAUGCUGAGUAUGUUGAUGACAAGAAUCAAGAUGAUGCGGAAGAAAAAAGAGUGGAGGAUGAUCUUGGUGCUGAGGACAAGAUUCAAGAUAACGUGGAAGCAAGAGUGGAGGAUGAUCUUGGUGACCAUGCUGAUGAUGAUGACGACUUCUGGCGAUGACUUCUGUGAUGUUUCAGGAGGAGGGAAAUAAAUGGAACAAUAAUAUUUCAAGUUUUUUUUUUUUUAUUUUCAGUUGAAAAUAUUUAUUAUAUAUAUAUCCUUUUUAUUAAUGAUAUCAAAAUAAUCUUAUCAAUGC